This is a messenger RNA of Poecilia latipinna (sailfin molly), 2063 nucleotides long. RefSeq names its product receptor-type tyrosine-protein phosphatase epsilon-like. Lineage: Eukaryota; Metazoa; Chordata; Actinopteri; Cyprinodontiformes; Poeciliidae. The transcript is spliced from 11 exons. The record is from RefSeq and is a predicted model, not a curated record. Gene Ontology annotation, biological process: protein dephosphorylation. Gene Ontology annotation, molecular function: protein tyrosine phosphatase activity. Bases 742 to 1602 code for a protein of 286 amino acids.
GCGUCUCUGCAGGAAUGUUACAACUUGAAACCUUUCUUUGUAUUGAACAAACGUCGUACUAAAAUACCAGUUGUUAUAAAAAAAAAAAAAAAUUGAACUACCAGCAGAAAAGAGGGGAGAGUAAAACAGAUUGAGUUUUUUUUUUUUCCUGUAUUGGUUUGCCCUUUAUUGUCCACUGAUGCAGGAAUGUGAAGGAUGCUCUGCGUCCACCUGAUACUGCUCUGCGCCCGGGGGAGGGUCUCUCCAGUCUCCGCUCUGCCAUAACUCGGCCCAGCUCUGGCAGGCGGACACGCAUCCUUUGAGAGAUCUACUGGAAACAUGAUCACUAAGGGAGCCUAAACGCAUUCCUCGGCUCCGGUCAGACGACUCGACAUCUUCAUGUGCCCAGCGCUAUUCUCCAAAGACCAGACGAGCGAGGAGAGGAAGAAGAGAGGAGAGGAGACGGAGCGUCGGGUACAACAACAACAAGCGGGAGCCGACAUCAUCAGCCGCUGCAGCGUGAGCGACGAGGUCAUCAUAAAGCUACGGUCCUCUGUUGAUCCGAAGCCCCGAGAAUUCUGAAAAACAUUCCGGGACUGCCGUUAUCCCGACUCGUCUCUUCAUUCAUACUUUUGGUAACUUCCAGGAUGUGAUGAAGAUUUAGGGAAGAAAAUCUCCCCAGUAAAUCACAAAGACAAGCAGCUCGAAUCACAUGAUUGCUAUGGAGUGACGGGUCACAGCAGCUCUGAGUGGAACUUGACCAUGGUGUUGUUUCUGAUUGGAUCCUCCAUCACUGUCAACAAUUCAUCUCAUGACAACCGAACUGCAGAAAACCCCACCCACCACGGUGAUCACGUCCUGCCCUCGACGCUGAUCAUAUCCCUGCUUCUUAUCAUUGUUGUCCUGCUAACAAUCUACUGCCUGAGGUUUAAAAACCACAGGAAAGCCCUGGUCACAUCCGUGGAUAAGAAGAUUCCAAAUGGCUUCUUGGAGGAACAAGGAGAGCAGACAGUGGUCCUCCUCCCUAGAUCUCCCUCGCCGUCCAAGAGAUACUUCCCGAUCCCUCUGGACUCGCUGGAGGAGGAGUACCGGAUACGCUCCGCAGAUGACGGCAAACUCUUCAGAGAGGAGUUCAAUUCACUGCCAUGUUACUACCACCAUGGGUCCUUUGAGGAGGCGAGCAGAGAGCACAACAGAGAGAAAAACAGAUACCCAAACAUUUUACCAUACGAUCAUUCCAGGGUGAUACUCAGUCAGCUCGAUGGACAUCUGUGCUCAGACUACAUAAAUGCCUCUUACAUUGAUGGAUAUAAAGAGAAGAACAAAUUCAUCGCAGCUCAAGGUCCCAAGCCUGAGACAUUGGCUGAUUUCUGGCGAAUGAUUUGGGAGCAAAAAACCACAACGAUAGUGAUGCUGACAAAUUUGAAAGAAAGAAAGGAGGAGAAAUGCUGCCAGUACUGGCCGGAAAAAGGCUGCUGGAUGUACGGAAAUAUCCGCGUGGCGACUGAAGACGUCAUUGUGCUGGUGGACUACACCAUCAGAAAGUUCUGUGUUCAAUACGUAAGUGAAAAUCAAGGUAUAGACUUGUGCUGGUUACUAGAAGUGAAUGAUGACUUAAAAUGAGCGUCACUUUAGAAACAAGUUAUAUCCCAAGUUUUCAAACUGAUUUUUCUCUUUAGAUGUUAUGUGGUGUAAAACAGCUAUUUGUUUUCCCUAUCUUCUUCAUUUAUGCAAAUGCAAAACCAAGAGUAAAAAAGUUUCCUAGUCGGAAAAAUGAAUAUUUUAGACGUAAAACAUUAAAAGGGUACAGAUGGCAGAAACGGGAUAUGUCAUCAAUAAAUAAGCGUAUUUCAGCAAACAAUAAACAACGCCGUAAUGUUCCGAGUUUAUCGCUACUUGAUCCUCAGGAAUCCACGCGCAUUUUGAAGGUGUGUUUGUUUCUUUUUCCCUUUUUUGAUUGCCAAGUCGGAUGUCUGCUUGGUGUGCUGCGAAGCUUUCACAUUUCAAAAUUCACUUUGUUCCUUCUCCGUCUGAAGCCAGACAAGCGCAGAAAUCCUCUCCGACUCAAAAAAAAAAAAAAAAAA